Molecule: messenger RNA, 852 nt
Organism: Peronospora matthiolae
Lineage: Eukaryota; Oomycota; Peronosporomycetes; Peronosporales; Peronosporaceae
Source: the annotation of a GenBank genome assembly
AUGGUCGAGAUCAUCCUGGACCCGAGCAUCCGUGACUGGGUCGUGCUGCCCAUGAUCAUCAUCUUUGGGUGCUCUGCCAUGGUGCGACACUAUGUCACGCUGCUGCUGAAGAAUGAGAAGAUGGCGAGUGUCGAGCAGCUCCUGCCCAUGAACACGGUCAAACGCGCGCAGAUUACACGUGUGAAUUCCAAGUUCAUUGCUCCCGAUGCCUUUGCAGUGCGCAAGCAUUAUUUUACAGCGUCUCAGAAGAAGGACGGCAGAAAGGGUGCACUGCGCGAGAAGGUCAAGAGCGAGGCGAUGAACCAGAUGAUGAACCCGAAUAGCAUGCUGGAGAUGAUGAAGGGCAACAUGACCUUUAUGGUGUCCAACUUUGUCAUGAUGGGACUCAUGAGCUACUUUUUUGGCGGCUUCGUGUUGGCAAAGGUACCAUUCUCGCUGACGCAGAAAUUUAAAAUGAUGUUGCAACGCGGCAUUGAGCUCAACACGCUGGACGUGUCGUACGUGUCGUCGGUGUCCUGGUACUUCCUCGUAAGCUUCGGCAUGCGCGGGUUUCUCUCGCUUGUACUUGGUGAAAUGAGCGCAAGCGACGAUGCCAAGGCCAUGCAGAUGCAGAUGGGAAUGAACGCGGGUCCUAAUAUGGCUUUUGAUGCGCCCAAAGCGUACAAACAGGAACGUGUGAGCCUCCGCCUGCACAACCAUGAGUGGGAACUAGAAUACGCGGAGAAGAAGCUUUUGGGCGAGCUUAUUCCGGAGAAGUCCAAGUUGCUGGCGGCGUCGUCAUCGUACAGCUCAACGACCAUCACCACGGAAAAGCGAUCGUCCAAGUACACGAAGGUUUCAAAGAAAAAGUAG